AUGUAUAGCAAGGACUUAAAUCCAAAGUAAAAUUGUUAUUAGUUAUUAUAGUUGUGAAUUUAAACAUUGCCGUUCUUUCUUUUAAUAGAAUUACACUGAGAUGAAGUGGAAUUCAAGUCCAUUACCCUUUGAAUUUGCUUCAUUUUAGUUUAAGGAUACAGUUAAAAUAAUAGAUGGAGAUGAUAUAAAAACUAUAGAUCUAAAAGUGUAUGAUAAUUAUUUAGUCUAUGAUGAAUAAGUAAACUUAUUUAAUAUCGUAAUUAAGAAUAGAACAUUUUGGCUUGACUAUGAAAACAGUAUAAUAGAUUAAUUAUAGGAGUCUAAAAGUAUUAGAUUAGUGAAGUGUUUUGAUUAAGUUGAAUUUUACAGCAGUGAAUCAAAUUAAUGGUUUAAGUUACUAAAAAGACAUACAAUAUAAAGUGAUUUCUAGAAAUAAUAUGUAUUGAUAAGAAAGAUUAGUAAAGGGAGAUUUACUGAAGUAAAAUAGUUGUUAAAUAUUUUAGGUCUAUCGAGCUAAAAAUAGUAAUGAUGGUAACGAUUAUGCAGUAAAAAUUUUAAGAAAAUCUGCAUUGAUUGAUGAAGCAGAUUUGGUUGCUUUAUUCAAGGAAAUAAAAAUAUUGAGAAUAGUAUAGACAGAAUUUUGUGUUAAGUUUUAUGAGAUUUUUGAGAACUCUGAAAAUAUUUACAUUGUAAUGGAAUUGCUGACAGGAAAAGAUUUGGAUGGACAUAUAGAAAAAAGUUAAUUUUUUUCAGAGGAAAAGACUGCAAAAUUUAUAUUUAGAUUAAUAAAAACUAUAUCAUAUUUACAUUCAAAAGGAAUAAUGCAUCGUGAUAUAAAACCUGAGAAUAUAAUAUUUAGAUAAAUAGAUAACUUGGAUAGUAUUUGUUUAACAGAUUUUGGAUUAGCAGAUUUUUAUCAUAGUGAUGGUCAUUAUUUAUUUAAAAGAUGUGGAACUCCAGGAUAUGUUGCUCCUGAAAUUUUAAGAAAUGAACCUUAUGAUUAUAAGGUUGAUGUUUAUAGUAUAGGAAUUAUCAUGUAUUAUGUAUUAGUUGGUAAAAAUCCAUUUGAUAAUGUUAAUUCUAAAUAAAUUUUAAUAAAUAAUCAACUUGCUUUAAUUAAUUAUAAUAAUUGUAGAUUAAGUGAUAGUGGAUUAUAAUUUUUAAAAUGCCUAUUAAAUGAUGAUUAAAAUGAUAGAUUAUCAUCACAUGAAGCAUUAAAUCAUAUUUGGUUUUAACUUGAAAAAGUAACUAAAAUUAGACAAUAUGUUAUUAAAAAAAAGUCUGAUAAGAAAAAGCACUAAUCAAGUGUAUCAUUAACAAAGAAAAAUGAAAGAAAAACAAUUAAAUAUAGCAAUCCACCUUUAAGUCCAAGUGGAAAACUUACUUUAACCUAAAUAUAUUCGCCAUAUCAUAGCAGAUAAUUAUCUUAAAAAGAUCAGUUUUCAAAAGACCCAUAAAAUAAUUAUAUGGUUACUAACAGAUUCAAUUAGUUUAACAUCUUAAACAAAAUUUAACCUUUGUUCAUUUCUAAAUUUAAAUGA
Molecule: messenger RNA, 1541 nt
Organism: Paramecium sonneborni
Lineage: Eukaryota; Ciliophora; Oligohymenophorea; Peniculida; Parameciidae
Source: the annotation of a GenBank genome assembly